AUGUCGAUCGACUGGCACGACUUUGUGGUCGUCGAGACCAUCGAGUUCCACGACGACGAGGACCCCGAGCUGCCGCCCCCCCUCAGCUACAAGGAGGUUGUCGCGCUGUCCAAGCCGCGCCUGCCAGAGGAGGAGGAGCCGGCAGCCGAGGAGGCGGCCGCCGCCGCCGCCGCGGGCGCCCCCGGCGCGCCCGGCGGCGCGGUGGCGGCGAUGGACGCGGAGGAAGCGGCCCUCGUGGCGCAGGCGGCGGCGGUCGGCAUCGGCGGCGGCGAGGAGGCGGAGGACAUGGAGGUCGACAUGGACAUGGAGGACGAGGGGGCAGCUGCCCGGCAGCUUCCGCAGCAGCAGCAGGAGGGGCAGCAGCCCGAGGAGGAGGAGGAGGAGGAGGAGGAGGGGCCGAUCAAGGUGGUGAAGGAUUACGUAAGGCCGGCGGCGCGGCCGGGCGCGAGGGGGGGCGUAUAUGAUCCGUCGAAAUACGCGGUGUCGCCGAUCACCGGGGAGCUGGUGCCAAUUGAGCAGAUGGCGGAGCACAUGCGCGUCAGUUUGAUCGAUCCGAGGUGGAAGGAGCAGCGCGAGGCGAUGCUGUCGAAGCUGCGCGACUCGACGCGGGCCGGCGACGACGAGAUCACCCGCAACCUCGUGGGCCUCGCCAAGACGCGCCCCGACAUCUUCGGUGGGCCCGAGGUCGCGCGCGCGCGCGCGCGCUCGCGCGCGGCGCCUGCGGUGUGGGGGCCGCGGGGCCGGCGGCAGCGGGGCGUUUGGGAGGUCGGGGCGCCGAUCCAUCGAAGCAAUUUUUACAACCGGAACUGA
Monoraphidium neglectum is the source of this 810-nucleotide messenger RNA. Its product is annotated as putative splicing factor 3 subunit 1. Gene Ontology annotation, biological process: mRNA cis splicing, via spliceosome; regulation of alternative mRNA splicing, via spliceosome. The transcript has 5 exons. Lineage: Eukaryota; Viridiplantae; Chlorophyta; Chlorophyceae; Sphaeropleales; Selenastraceae. Gene Ontology annotation, cellular component: U2-type prespliceosome; U2 snRNP; catalytic step 2 spliceosome. The coding region runs from base 1 to 810 and encodes 269 amino acids. The record is from RefSeq and is a predicted model, not a curated record. Gene Ontology annotation, molecular function: RNA binding.